Homalodisca vitripennis (glassy-winged sharpshooter) is the source of this 1005-nucleotide messenger RNA. RefSeq names its product ATP-dependent Clp protease proteolytic subunit, mitochondrial (gene ClpP). NCBI's taxonomy places the organism in Eukaryota, Metazoa, Arthropoda, Insecta, Hemiptera, Cicadellidae. The record is from RefSeq and is a predicted model, not a curated record. Gene Ontology annotation, molecular function: ATP-dependent peptidase activity; ATPase binding; serine-type endopeptidase activity. Gene Ontology annotation, cellular component: endopeptidase Clp complex. The transcript has 6 exons. The coding region runs from base 16 to 957 and encodes 313 amino acids. Gene Ontology annotation, biological process: protein quality control for misfolded or incompletely synthesized proteins.
CUAUAAUCGUUAAUUAUGAAAUCUCAGAAGUUUCAUAAUACAGUCCGGAGUGCUGUCCCCCGCCACCAAUCGCUACGUCACACCACAGACCAAAGAUAUUUCUAUAUUUCUUUAGUCUGUGGUCUCACUAUACUUCCGGCCGGCCGUAUACCCUUCGCGUAUUUGUCACAGCUGAUAGAGUAUAAGUGCGCGAAUCAUCUGUUAUUAGUUGUCUGCUACAAACUCUUUCGUUGUAUAAAGGUUUACAAAAGAUUGCUGUCAAACCACCUGAAACAUUGCAGCCUGAGCAGACAGAUACAUACAGCUGUUGUGAAUAGUUAUGCCCUUGUACCAAUUGUGGUGGAACAGACAGGCAGGGGUGAGCGGGCUUAUGACAUCUUUUCCAGAUUGUUAAAAGACAGAAUAAUAUGUGUAAUGGGACCAAUUGAUGAUUCCCUGUCAUCUCUGGUUGUAGCACAGCUGUUAUUUCUUCAGUCAGAGAACAGCAAGAAACCAGUUCACAUGUACAUCAACAGCCCAGGUGGCAGUGUGACAGCAGGACUAGGUAUAUACGACACCAUGCAGUAUAUAUUACCACCUAUAGCCACCUGGUGUGUGGGUCAGGCGUGUAGUAUGGCAAGUCUGCUGCUUGCUGCAGGUGCGCCAGGCAUGCGCCACUCUCUACCCAACGCUCGCAUCAUGAUCCAUCAGCCCUCCGGUGGUGUGCAGGGACAAGCCACCGAUAUCCAGAUUCAAGCCGAGGAAAUAAUAAAACUGAAAAAGCAAAUUAACAAUUUAUAUGUGAAGCACACAGGACUUCCAAUAGAAAAAAUAGAGGCAAACAUGGAGAGAGAUAAGUUUAUGUCUCCUUCAGAUGCUAAAGACUUCGGUAUCAUUGAUGAGAUUCUUGAUCAUCCACCAAAGUUCGGAGAAAAGGACGAGAACUUGUUCAGUCAAAGUACUCCACUCUCUAACUAGGCAAACUAUUUGUACUUUGUUGAUUUUGUAUUAAAAAGUAAUAAUUUA